AUGGCUCCACCUGGAUCGGCUCAUCUCAACUUUACCCUUGGCGGUUUGGUCAUGAUCGGUGGCGUCAUGGGAUACGUCAAGAAAAAGUCUGUCAUGAGCGCAGCCGGAGGAUUGACCUUUGGGGGUUUGUUGAUUGGAUCUGGAAUCUUGAUCUCGCAAGGUGAAUCCUACCAAGGUCACGCGCUUGCUUCUGGGGCCACGGGUGUCAUGACUGCGGCCAUGGGGCAAAGAUUCUUGAGUACUGGAAAGUUUAUGCCAGCGGGAAUGGUUGCUACACUUGGAGCAGCUGGAUUGGCCUACAAUGUCAAGAAGACUUUGGAAUGGAUGCCAACGAAGGAUGGUACGUGA
Molecule: messenger RNA, 348 nt
Organism: Cylindrotheca closterium
Lineage: Eukaryota; Bacillariophyta; Bacillariophyceae; Bacillariales; Bacillariaceae
Source: the annotation of a GenBank genome assembly